Messenger RNA from Moesziomyces aphidis, 330 nucleotides. Lineage: Eukaryota; Fungi; Basidiomycota; Ustilaginomycetes; Ustilaginales; Ustilaginaceae. The record is from the annotation of a GenBank genome assembly.
AUGGACGCCCUUGUCUACCGAAAGAACACUGUGCCCGAGCGCCAGCGCGCCCUCCAGGCCGACCCCCGCCCUGUCUUCCAGCGCCUGCCCCGCUCCAGGCUCUACAUGGGUCUCUUCAUGACCCUCUUCGGCGUCGGCAUGUACGGCACCACCGUCGGCUUCUACAACAUGGCUGUCGUACGUAUCCCGCAACCGCCUCCACGUUGCAUCGACCUUUCCGCCAGAACGGAAGCACCAUUGUGCUCUUAUGUGCAGUCACUGACCCUCUUGCCUCCUCCAAUAUUCACACCGUUCGGCGAUCCUCUAUCACAGGGCAAGAAGAGGAAGUAA